AAACUAAUAAAGAAAAUGCCAAAACCCCUUCAGAAGUCUCUUCAGGACUAUAUUUCCAAGAUCAAAAAACGAAAAACCUACUCGCGUAAAUUCCGUGUCCCCUCUAGAAUUUUGUCAUACUCUUCUAAGAGGAAAAUUCUAAGAGCUUGCAAGCAUCCCAAGACACGAUCGAUUGCUGUCGAUGAUGCAGCAGCAACGCUAGCAGACAUUGAUAAGUUUAUGUUCGAGAAUUUCAAUUCGUUGUAUUUGGAGGACGACGAAGAAGAUGACAAGAAGCAGAAAAUUCAAGAAAAUGAUCGCGGCCUAUCAAGCCCGGAUUAUGAAGAAAAAAUCGGGACGAUUUUGCUGGAAUCGCCCCGGUUCACCGAUCCGCCACCGGAUCUUUGCGGAUCCCAUCGCUUUUUUGUGGGCUCCACCUCAUCGAGUUCUCUAAUCACGAAAUCGAGCACAAUUGCGUCCGACGACAAAGGCUCGAGCUCUGCCACCACCGCCGUCGGUAAAAUGGGCGCGGAUGAUUUCAUCACGAUUUUGAAAUACUCUCCGAGUCCGUACAACGAUUUCAGGAACUCGAUGGAGGAGAUGAUCGAGGCGCGGCUGAACGAUCGGGGCAGGGUGGAUUGGGAGUUCAUGGAGGAGCUUUUGUUCUGUUACUUGGAUUUGAAUGAGAAGAAGUCUUACAAGUAUAUAUUGAGCGCUUUUGUCGAUCUCGUCGUUGUUUUGCGGGAAAAGUCCGGCAGAGUUCCGGUGAAAUCGCGGCGUGGUCCGUCGGCCGGCGAUCGGAGAAAGUAAUUGAAAGAGAUUGUGUAAUGCCAGGUUUGCUGAACAAAUGUAGAUACAAUGGAAUUGUGUAAUGUAAGCUGCCAAAUGUGAAUGUAAUGAUUAUAAAAAAAAAGAA
Messenger RNA from Rhododendron vialii, 895 nucleotides. RefSeq names its product transcription repressor OFP14-like. Gene Ontology annotation, biological process: negative regulation of DNA-templated transcription. The record is from RefSeq and is a predicted model, not a curated record. The coding region runs from base 16 to 789 and encodes 257 amino acids. Lineage: Eukaryota; Viridiplantae; Streptophyta; Magnoliopsida; Ericales; Ericaceae. The transcript is spliced from 2 exons.